Molecule: messenger RNA, 1029 nt
Organism: Saxophila tyrrhenica
Lineage: Eukaryota; Fungi; Ascomycota; Dothideomycetes; Mycosphaerellales; Extremaceae
Exons: 2
Coding region: 1-1029 (342 amino acids)
Molecular function (GO): 2-oxoglutarate-dependent dioxygenase activity
Source: RefSeq, a predicted model, not a curated record
AUGGAAUUCACUUCGUUCGCCGGCAACAAGCGCACCGUCACUUCGGACGUCGCGCGACGCGCAGACUUCAAUGAGAUCCCAUUGAUCUCCUUGGAAGCGCCGAAAGAGGUACUACUGGAGCAGCUCCGCGAUGCCUGCACCAGAGUCGGCUUCUUGUACAUCCAAGAUCACGGCGUCCCGCAGGAGAAGAUUGACGCAGUAUUUAACGUUGCCAAGAACUUCUUCGCGCAAGAUGGCACGACAAAGAACCAAAUCAACUACAAGAAGUCCAGCAUUCUCCGGGGUUACGAGCCGCCAGCAGAGGUGCGAACGGAUGAGACGAGGAAGCCAGAUUUGAACGAAGCGUUCAACUGGGGAUACGAGAAAAGCCUCGACCCAUUGCCCAAGGCCAAAGAGCAGCCAGAAUGGAAGGCGAAUCCCAUGUCAGGCCCAAAUGUGUGGCCAGAGUUUCCGGGAUUCAAAGAGGCCAUCGCGGAUUACUACGGCGAGAUCCUGAGCCUUGCGCGGCGACUGAUCAAGCUGUUUGCGUGUGUCUUGCAGCUUCCGGAGGACUUCUUCGACCAAUUCGUCUCAACCCCGGGAGCCAUGGGCAGACUUCUUCACUACCCUCCUCAAGCGGCCAACGACGCGGAAGCGCUUGGCAUCGGCGCACACACAGACAUUGAGUGCUUCACCAUCCUCUGCCAGGGAAACGUUCCGGCACUCCAGAUCCUCAACGCCAAUGGCGAAUGGAUCCAGGCUCCGCCCGUGCCGGGAACCUUUGUCGUGAACAUCGGCGACAUGCUCGCACGGUGGACCAACGACCGUUUCAUCUCCACCGUGCACCGUGUGUGGAACGUGACGGGACAAGAGCGGUACUCGAUUCCCUUCUUCUUCGGUGCCAAUUACGAUUCGGUCAUCACAACGCUGGACUCGUGCUUGACAGAAGGUCAGACGAAAUAUGAGCCCGUGCUGGCUGGCGACUACGUGUACCGCAGGCUGGCAGCUAGUCGUAUGGAGAAGAAGCAGGAGAUCCAGGGCAAAGCAUAG